Molecule: messenger RNA, 1191 nt
Organism: Acaromyces ingoldii
Lineage: Eukaryota; Fungi; Basidiomycota; Exobasidiomycetes; Exobasidiales; Cryptobasidiaceae
Product: FAD/NAD(P)-binding domain-containing protein
Exons: 1
Coding region: 1-1191 (396 amino acids)
Cellular component (GO): cytoplasm
Molecular function (GO): electron-transferring-flavoprotein dehydrogenase activity; flavin adenine dinucleotide binding
Source: RefSeq, a predicted model, not a curated record
AUGACUGUCGCAAAGACUGUCCUCGUCGUCGGCGGCUCCUACGCGGGCCACGAGGCCGUGCAGGCGCUUCUCGAGCACCUGCCCGCCUCGCUCUGCCGCGUCGUGCUGCUGGAGCGCAACAGCCACUUCCACCACGUCUAUGCCUUUCCACGCUUCAGCGUCUUUGCCAAGCACGAGCAAAAGGCCCUCAUUCCCUACACGAACCUCUUUCGAGCGGCGCGCGAGGGCCAGGAGAGCCGCUUCGUCCAGGGCAGCCUCGUGGCCCUCGAAAACAACGUGGCGACGUACACGGGCGGCGCGGCAGACGAUACCGGCACCAUUCGUUUUGAUUAUCUCGUCUAUGCCCUCGGGGCACAGCGGCCUGCCUCGAUCGACGUCGGCUCUCAUUUCGCGACCAAGGCCGACUCGAUGGAGCGGCUGCGGCAGGCCCAGCGCGCAGCCAGCGAGGCGCGCCGCAUCGUCGUCAUCGGCGGCGGCGCCCUGGGCGUCCAGUUUGCCUCGGAUCUCGUCGACCGCUUCGGAGUGGGCACCAAGCAAAUCACGCUCCUCUCCUCGUCGGCGCGUCUCCUGCCGCGCUUCGACGCCGCCAUGCAUGCGCGCGCCCACGCCUGGCUCACCAAGCGCCACGUCGACGUCAUCCUCGGCCAGCGCGCCGUCUCGCAGAGGGUCGACGAGGGCGCGGGCACAGCAGGCGCGACGGUGAUCACCACGACGUCUGGACGCGUCCUCCUCGAGGCGGACCUGGUGCUCGACUGCACGGGCCUCACCGCCAACACGGCGUUCCUCGACGGCCUGGUGGGCACGCCUCUAAAAGGCAGACCUGCGCCGGUGAACCGGUACAUGCAGCUGCUCGACGAGGCGCGCAGUGCGACGGCCACGGUGCCCCACGUCUUUGUCGUGGGCGAUGCCGCGGAUGCGUUUGGAGCGCUCAACUCGGGCGGCAAUGCGCGGCACCAGGCCGACGUCGCCGCGCGCAACAUUGCUGCGCUGGCCCAGGGCAAGGCGAUGUGCGAGCGCUACGAGCCCGCGCCGACGCGGAUCAAGGUCUCGCUCGGCGUCCACCAUGCCGUCAGCCAGAGCGGGUCCGAGGUGGGCUACACUGACGGCCUGUUCAGGCGGGGAAAGGAAGACCUCGGCGUCGAGAAGCACUGGAGGAGGAGGGGCCUCUCGACGAGCGACAUGUUUGUGUAG